Messenger RNA from Chelonia mydas (Green sea turtle), 7490 nucleotides. RefSeq names its product T-box transcription factor 22 (gene TBX22). Gene Ontology annotation, molecular function: RNA polymerase II cis-regulatory region sequence-specific DNA binding; DNA-binding transcription factor activity, RNA polymerase II-specific. The record is from RefSeq and is a predicted model, not a curated record. NCBI's taxonomy places the organism in Eukaryota, Metazoa, Chordata, Testudines, Cheloniidae. Gene Ontology annotation, cellular component: nucleus. Gene Ontology annotation, biological process: positive regulation of DNA-templated transcription; cell fate specification; regulation of transcription by RNA polymerase II. The transcript is spliced from 8 exons. Bases 122 to 1645 code for a protein of 507 amino acids.
GAACCUUACCGCUCCUGCCCGAGGGGGCUUUUAGCUCUCUUUUAGGAUUUGGGGGAUUUCCUCCCCAUUUUUAAAGGAUCAGGCUUGAAGUUCCGCUCGGGAGGAUCCAAUUUGCUCCGGGAUGGCUCUAAGCUCCCGAGCUCACGCUUUCUCCGUUGAAGCCUUAGUGGGGAAAUCCGCAAAGAGGAAACUGCAGGACUUCAGAGAUGAGAAACAACAGCAUCGCGUGGAGAAGGGAGAGGAGGAAGGGACCGGCUGCAGAGGGACCGGGAAAAGCCAGGGACCUGAAAAGAGACCUAAAGCAGACACAUCGGCUUCUUUCUCAGCGAGCGCCGAAAGCCGAGACGCGAAGGAUGAGAUCCACGUGGAACUGCAAGGCUCUGAACUCUGGAAAAGAUUUCACGAGAUCGGCACGGAAAUGAUUAUUACCAAAGCCGGCAGGAGAAUGUUUCCCUCCGUCAGGGUGAAAGUGAAGGGUCUGGAGCCAGCGAAGCAAUAUUACGUCGCCAUUGACGUGGUCCCUGUGGACUCCAAAAGAUACAGGUAUGUCUACCACAGCUCCCAGUGGAUGGUGGCUGGGAACACAGACCACUCCUGUAUAACGCCCAGGCUCUAUAUCCACCCGGAUUCCCCCUGCUCCGGAGAGACCUGGAUGAGGCAAAUCAUCAGCUUCGACCGGGUGAAACUCACCAACAAUGAGAUGGACGACAAAGGGCAUAUUAUCCUGCAGUCCAUGCACAAAUACAAACCGAGAGUGCACGUGAUUCUGCAGGAUUCCAGAUUUGAUCUGGCCCAGAUCCAGUCUCUGCCAGCGGAAGGGGUUAAAACCUUUUCAUUUAAGGAAACCGAAUUCACCACUGUUACGGCUUAUCAAAACCAGCAGAUUACCAAGCUGAAAAUAGACAGGAAUCCCUUUGCUAAAGGAUUUAGAGACCCUGGGAGAAACAGGGGAGUGCUGGAUGGACUUUUGGAAACAUAUCCAUGGAGGCCACCACUUACUCUGGAUUUUAAGACCUUUGGUGCAGAAACCCAAGAUGGGAGUUCUGGUUCUUCACCUACGACCUCAAGUGGUGGGACGCCAUCUCCUCUGAACUCCUUGCUUUCUCCAUCUUGCUCACCUCCUACGUUUCACUUGUCAGCAAGCAACAUUGGAGGGUCAUGCCCUGAAACAUAUCUACAUAAUCUCAAUUUGCCCCUUUACUACAAGAUUUGUCCGACAAGCCUUUUGAGACAACAGUCACUUGUAUUUCCAAGCCACGAAAAACUAGGAGGCACCAAUCCACAUGUUUUACCCCACUUCAUGGUGGAUGUGCCUGUGCUAUCUUCCCUUGGCAUAACAAAUCUGAAAAAUGGUAAAUCUGAAGACUUAACUGGGCAGUGUCUACAAGUACCCAAUUCUGCUAAUCAAAUGUUGUAUGGACUACAUGCAUCUGGAAACAUUUUCCCAUCAAGUCCCAUUGCUCGGGAAGCACUUAAUUGUUCUUUACAUUCUCCAUAUGGCUUGUAUGGUUAUAACUUUUCUAUGCCAUCUAGACUGAUGAACGCAACAAGCCAUUUCAAAGUGAAUGACAGCAUUCCGACUUCUUUUAGAGAUGGCAGAUGUAAUCAUUCUAACUGGCACUCAGCAAUUAACCAUUGCCUCUAAUGGAACUAUAGAAUGUUUCUAACGCAGUGACAUGUAAGCAAGUCUUUUCUUCAAUCAUUCCCAAAGGUUUGCUGAUUAUUGUAUAUAAAGUGCUUCAUAAUCCAGGAGUGACCUGCCUAGAUAUUUAACAUUUCAUGUGCAACUGGGUUGUAAAAAAUGUUCUGAGCAUGGGGGACAACAAAAUAGCCAACAACAGAGAGAUGCCUUUUGGUAAGAGUUAUUUAUGUAAUGUUCAUAGGAUAGGUGCAAACUUUACAUUCACCUUUUUAAUAUUUGCACUCUGCAGCAGGAAUGAACCUCAGUGUUAAGGAGCAACUAAGUAUAAUAAAUGUGCAGUACUUUAAACGUUAUUUUCAUGAAACUCUUUAUCUAGCUUCCUCUUCAGUUACCUUGAAGGUGAAGGGCUAGCUUCUGCUCACCUUACUUGAGUUGUCCUACUGAUGUUAAUGGGACUAUCUGAGGCCCUGAUUUAGCAAACCAUCCCUAUUCAGCUAUGUGCUUAAGCCCAUGCUUAAGACCUAUUGAUUUUAUGGGGCAUACUUAGAGCGAAGCAAGCAUCUUGCUGACUCAUGACCUGAAUGAACCAGCUUAGCAGGAUGUGGUCCCAAAUCUAAACAUUAGAUGUUGAAGGAAGCAAAGACUGACCAAACGUCCAAGGGCUUGAUUAUUCCUGGCCUCGAGUGGUGGGGAAAGGGUGUCUGAUGAGAGGAGGGUACAAAGAGCCUUCCUGACCCUGUGCCCCUACACAGCACAGUCUGCUCAUUAUGCUUUCCUAAGGACUCCGCUAGAUAAUGCUGAAAGUGGCACUAGCCUGUCCCAAAGUGGGCAGGGAGGACAGGGCAGGGCCAUGUCUGCCUUCACUUUGGCCAGCUGGUCCCCAUAAGGGGAGCUCAGGAAGCAGAUCUCAGAGCUCCAGGAAACAUUGAGCCUAAGUGAGACAAAACUCUUCCUGAAGCACUUGCUGGGGCAGUGCUCAUCUGCAUCUCCUCCAACCCCUUGGGGCAUGAAGGAAAAUAGGAACUGCCAGACUGGAUCAGAUCCAGGGCCCAUCUAGUCCAUUAUCUUCUCUCUAACAGGGGCCAGCAUCAGGUGCUGCAGAGAAAGGUAUAAAAACCCUACAGCAGGCAGAUAUGGGGUAAUCUGACCGCCAUAGAGAUCUCAUACUGAUACCUAAGAGCUAGCGACUGACAAACUCUGAAGCAUGAGGUUUUAAUUCCCUCCCAAUUUUUUUGUUAGCAUUAACUGUUCUAACUCUGGAUAGUCUUGUUACCCAUGUAAAUAUUCUCCACCCUGCAAGGGCACAAUAUAACGCUAACAGUUAUCCACAAUUGGAGGCAUGCUGUUUAUUUUUCUUUACUUGAUGUAUGUCCAGGCCCUUCCUGAAGUCAGUUGAUUUGUACGUCUAACUUGAUAUAUAAUAGACAUUUGCAGAGAAUAUUUGACAGGAAUUAGCCACGUUGUGGAAUUAAAAUGAGAGAGAGAGAGAGAAUCCUGAAUUUACAAACAUAAAAAUGAAAAGGAGUACUUGUGGCACUUAGAGACUAACAAAUUAAUUUGAGCAUAAGCUUUCAUGAGCUACAGCUCACUUCAUCAGAUGAGCUGUAGCUCACGAAAGCUUAUACUCAAAUAAAUUUGUUAGUCUCUAAGGUGCCACAAGAACUCCUGUUCUUUUUGUGGAUACAGACUAACACGGCUGCUACUCUGAAACAUAAAAAUGGUACUACAUUGCAAAUACACGUGGAUUUAAGAAUGAAAAGUUAUUGGCAAAAUUCUAUUUUUACUCUCAUUCAUAAAUUGUCGUGAAACUAGACCAAAACAGGAGCUGUUUAAAUAACACAGUUUAAAGAUUUACUGUCACAGGACUUUGUUAAAAUGAAAUUGCAUUCCAGAGAUUGGUAGCCUUAACUUUUCCUGCUGGUAGAGCUGCCUGUGACCUAUUCACAAAACUCUCAUAUAUAUCAAUAAGAGAUGAGUACUUAGGGUAUACAUAACUCUGUUAAAUUGAUAUCAAAACAGUUAGUAAUAUUGCAAAAAGGAGAAUAUCUGUGUUCUAAUGUUAUUUUUUUAGCAAUGUCUAGGGGUUUUUUUUAAUUAAAAGUGAAACAUUGCAACAAAGCACUGUUUAUAACCAAAUGUCUUACAACCACCUUCACUCACAAUGGGACAAUUCCUGGCUGCUUUACUCAUGUGAGUAGUUCCACUGAAGAAAAUGGACCAGAUUUUGCACAUUGGUAUCACAGAGAUCAGAAUCUUGGUUCACCAGGAGUGCUCACGAGAAUCACAGGAGCAAGACAUGGUCCUAAAACUUGAAUAUAUUACUGGGGGAGCAGGAGGAGGAUCUUCUAGAUAAGUCAUUUUUUUCUGGCUGGAUGCAAAUGGUAAAUCCCAAAUUCCACAAUAACAGUAGUGAUUAAAUAAAAUAUUACAAUUAUGAUAGAUUUGAAGUUGUGGACCAAAACUGGUAUUUUUCCACUUAAAAGAAUAGAUUGAAACCUAAGCUAUAAAUUUUUGGCAUAGAUGACUUAAUGAAAAAGUAUCAUUUAAAUCUGGAUCAAAUAAAUUAUAUUUUUAUUUCCUAGAGCUGAGCGAACAAUUUAUUUGACAAAAUCACCCUCUUUUUCCAUUCACAGAAUGUAUGAUGUAAACAGAAUAUGAUUUUCUCAAAUGUAUUUGUUAUUUGAUUAACUCUUCUCCACUUUUUUUUAAAACUUUUAAAAUUAGCAAUCUAACAUUUGAGUUGUAUUGUUUAGUUACAAUCGUUCUUAUAAGUCAUGUUAUAUUGUUUAUGGUUCCUGAUUGGAUAUGGAUAAUUCAAGUUCCUGUUGUGAAUACAAAUGGAAAACAAAUUUAAAAUGAAGUUUUUCAUAAGCAGGCAACCAUAACUUUUGUGUUCUUGAGCAUUCCAGGAAAACCCAAUCAUGCAAUUAUUUGCAGAGAGCAAAAAAGAGAAUGCAAACAUCGCUAAUCAAUUGUUUAAAAUGAAUAUUUGUAGAACAUUUCUGUUGUGCUCAUGCAGCUCUAUGUGGUGGUGCAAUUGUUGGCAAACUCUCAGUGACUAUAAGAUACUUCAACUAAAUUCAAAUGUACAUUUCAUUGUGAACUGGCAACAUCUAGUAUGAGCUAAAACUUAUUCACCUUACUCCCUCCUAGAGUGACUUCAGUGGUAUAGCUUGAGGAAUUUGGCUCACAGAGUGAAUAUUCAAUACAGUGAGCCAGAUUUUGUUCUUGGCUACAAGUGUGGAACUCCACUAGCUUUACUCUUCAGGUCCGAGCUGAAAGAAAAAGUAGAUUUGUUAGAUGUAUAAAAGGAUAUAAUAAGAAUAAGAAUAAACUCUGUAGGCAAGAUUUUAGGCUCCAGAUGAUGUGAAUUUAUUUAACUGUUUUUUCUCUCCCCUUCCUUUAGCUCUGAAUUUUAUCAUUUCAAACACCAGUUCUGCUCCCAUUGAACUCAAAUAGACUUUUACCAGUAAUUUAAAUGGGAACAGACUCAGGCCAGUUCACUGACUCAUGAGACCUCCCAAAGGGGCAUGGAGAAUUCUCUACCAUUUACUUGCUCUGGUGGUAGCACUGUAGAACAUGGAAGGAGCGAGGCUCCCGGUCUGGCUCCCGCUGAAGACAAUGGAAAACCCCCAUUGACUUCAAUGGGAGGCCUAUGAGUGGGCUUCACUGGUUCUAACUCACUGGGCCACAGGUAUGAGGUACUUAUAGAACCAGAUAUUGGUAGCAACAGUCUUAUCCAAAAAGGAAUCAACACUUCGAGUGAAAGUGUCUGGAGAAUAUUAUGCACUUUACACAUAUUAGAAAGGUGAAGGAGAAAAGGCUUCUGACUGGUGUGAUAUUGAAGUAAUGAUUCAAGAACCAUAUGAAGUACUUUUUAACCACCCCUGUUGAGCAGUUUCUAAAUGUAAUUCUGCUGCUGUCACUGUUCCACCAAAACGUUUUGUGGACGUUUGCAGAUUUUGACUCUGCUGCUGGACAAGUGAUUGAUAAAACAUAGACAAGGCACAGGAGUGGGGGGAGCGGGAUGCCACAUUUUGACCCUUAUAUAGCAGGCAUUAUAUAGGCAGAGAAGCCUUUCAAAACCCUAACAGCUGACCAGACUGGAAUAAAUGACCCAAGGUUUUCGAUCUGUUGCUAGACAUUUCUGCUUCGGUGGCAAAACUCUGGCUCACUAUGCCAGGUCUGAUUUUCUUCACUCUUACGCCAGUUAUACAGCAUAGGCUUGAAUGGGAUUACUCUUGAUUUACACUGGUAUAAAUGAGAGGAGAAUCAGGUCCUUUGAUUUUAGAACAUAUAAUGUAUCUUUCCCAUUUCACUGAAUGGCACCAAGGCCAUUUUAUUCACAUUUCACUGUUCUCUCCAGCUCUAUAAUGAUUCUUUCUAAGGAUUCACCAGUUUAUGACAAAGGCCUUGAGAAUUCUGGCCCCAUAUCAAUGAAGGAGCUUACUGAAGUCCACUAACAUGGCACAUGCUGGGCUUACUCCGUGUACAGUGUAGCUAUUGGAAAGGAUGUGAUUUGAGCUUCCCUGUGAACAACUGGAGGACAUUUCACAAUCUGUGGAGUCCAUGCAGGUCAGAAAACCAGAAUUCCAAUCAGGCUGUGAAUAGCUAGCCAAGGAGACACUAUCCGGAUGCAAACGGUCCAACUUUUUUUGAUAAAUUGGGAGAGUGCCAAGUGGAACUAACAGCUACAUUUGUAAUAGCCAUGAUGGUAUUUUUUGCCAGAAUUUGAACACCAUUGUAUAUAUGGUUUUGUUUAUAGUAGAAAAGCUAUGUCCAAAUGAUCAAUGAUGACUUACAAGUUUCCUUUUUGUCUUACUGUUUUAAACUGCUACUAGUGAUAACUGAGUGACAGAACAUGAGAAAAGGAAUUACCACCAUUACUUCAAAUAUUCAUAAUAGUAAAUCUUUUUUUUUUAAAUGUGCAAACGGGAUGAAUGAAAGACAACUUCAAAAGGACCAUAUGUCCAUAACAUGCAGGUAUAUUCUAUAUACUGUACCAGUGAAGUUCUUUUCUUUACUAUUAUGUGGAAAUAUAUGACAAGUGCAAAACUUUCAACUUUCUAGCCUCGGUGAGUGGAUUGAAAAUAAACAUAAAAAUACUGUGUGGGUGAAUAAAAUAGGGAGGGAAAUACAUUUCUCAAAAGCUGAAACUUAUUCCACAAUUUAAAAUGUUGUUAAUUCAACCUUAGAUUCAAAGCUAUUCAGAAAUAUCUGAUUAUAUUUACAGUACUCAGUGAAUUGAAUUCACAAUACUGAAGCACUGUUUUUGUACUCCACUUUGGAUAUGCUACAUUUGUGUUUAGAAACCUCUUCUUCAAUGAGACAAAAUAACAACAGUGUUUGUGAAUCCAACUGUAGUUUACCAAUUGGUUUCACCAGAAUUUAAUAUGUUUACUGGCUAUGUUUAAAAUAAGCCAAAUGCAUCGUUUGAACAUUGGUGGUAGUUGCUUUGAUAUAAGUGCCUUAGUAUAUAUUUUAUCUUCUAAGGUUUGGGAUGCAAUUAGAUGAUAAUUUGUAUUAAAAUUAUAUAUACAAACCUGGAUUGGAUGGCAAUAUAAAACAGACAAAUAAAUAUAUAAAACACUUGAAACAUAUCCAGUAUUAAACUUAUUUACAUGUGUGGUUUGGGCCAUUUCAGACAUGCUGUUCCAAUAAAGUUAUAGAAAGGAAAAGGGCUAGUAUCACUUCCUCCAAAAGUUUCAGAUGUUCAUGUUUACAAAUUUGUACUGCACAUUAAUAUGUAAACAUACUCUAUUGGGAACAGAUGGAUAUACAAUAUUUACAUGUUCUUUCUUCUUACUUCAUAUAUAUAUAUAUAUACAUAGGCUGGUUUUGUCUCUUA